AUGAAAAUAAAAGUGAGAACGCUUCAGAACAACGAAGAAGAAAUCAGUGUCGACAGUGAUGACACCAUUUUAGACGUGAAAAAAAAGAUAGGGGUGGCGUUCCCCGAAAUGCCCUACGAUAAACAGAAGCUCAUUUUUAGUGGAAAUAUUUUAAACGACGAAAGCAAAGCAGUGGAUAUAUUAAAAGAAAACGACAUAGUUAUAGUUAUGGCAUGCAAGAAGGUAUUUACUUCGAAGAAUAACCAGGCGAAGGAACCAUCAACGACAGACGCUUUAAAAAGUAAUGAAAAGGCAUCUUUGCCGAUAAAUCAUGACCAGAAUAAUGCCACUUCAAAUGCAUCAGAGGAGCGCAUAGAGAGCGAAAACCUCAACAACGCACAAUCAGCCCUAGUAACUGGGGAAAAGCUAAAAGAGACCAUAGACAAUAUCUGCGCUAUGGGAUUUGAAAGAGAAGCCGUAAAAAAGGCCAUGCUGGUGGCAUUUAACAACCCCAACAGAGCUAUUGAUUAUUUGACCAACGGAUUUCCAGACGAAAACCAAAUGAACGAGAUAAGUGCACUCAGUACAUUGACUGGGAUGAACGAAAUGAACUCCAUGAACGCCAUGAACAACGCAAUGAAUUCAAUGCCUGACGUGAAUGAAACGAACGAGACCAACGAAACGAAUGAAACAAAUGACAAUUCCUACGAAAGAGAAGAUAAUGAAAAUUCUCCCAAUUUGCCAAACCUUUUAAAUAAUUAUAAUUCCCUUGCGGAUAAUUCUAGACAAGGUUUGUCAGACAAUCCAGAUCAGUUUAGAAGUUCCCCAUUUUUUAAUAUCCUACGAGAUGUAGCUUUAUCGAAUCCACAACGCAUUCCAGAAAUUCUAGAAAUGAUAGGAAGAACAGAUCCUUCCUUUUUAGAAUUUAUACGAGAAAACCAAGGGGAAUUUAUAAGGGCCAUUCAGAAUUAUGGAAAUAGUGACCACAUAGCUAGCGCAGAAAAUGACUUAAUGGAAGGGGAUGCAUUUGCCGUUGAAGGGAACGAAAAUAUUACCGACCCGAAUAAUGAAAAUUAUCAUAUUCCCAUUACGCCUUUAAAUGAGAACGAAAUGGAAAGUAUUAAAAAGUUGGAAUCGCUUGGAUUUCCGAAGCACUUAGCGUUGGAAGCCUUCAUUGCGUGUGACAAGAAUGAGGAAAUGGCGGCCAACUAUUUGUUUGAAAAUAUGAACGACUACGCGUCAGAGUAG
Plasmodium coatneyi is the source of this 1227-nucleotide messenger RNA. RefSeq names its product Dna repair protein rad23. The record is from RefSeq and is a predicted model, not a curated record. Gene Ontology annotation, cellular component: cytosol; nucleoplasm. The transcript has a single exon. Bases 1 to 1227 code for a protein of 408 amino acids. Gene Ontology annotation, molecular function: polyubiquitin modification-dependent protein binding; damaged DNA binding; proteasome binding. NCBI's taxonomy places the organism in Eukaryota, Apicomplexa, Aconoidasida, Haemosporida, Plasmodiidae. Gene Ontology annotation, biological process: proteasome-mediated ubiquitin-dependent protein catabolic process; nucleotide-excision repair.